AUGCCAUCUAAGAAUCCGCCGGUCGGUCCCAACCCCCAACAGGGCAAUGUAGAGGAUCCAAACGCCCAGCCUGCGGGAGGUCGACCGACGACAACCAUUCUGCCCGGUCCUGUUGCUCCGGGACCUACCACAACAAUCAUUCCUCCUGUUGGCGGCGUGAGUUCCGUCGUGUUGCCGUCCAGCUCGAGUGCAGGGACUGGAGGGGACACGGCUCCUCCUGUAACGAACCUCACAGGGGUUGGUGCGCCUCCUACUGGAAACUACAAGGCGCCGCACUGGGUCAUGUACACCGACUUGUCAUCUUUGCCCAAAGAUUCGAAAAUAUUUCCCUCGGCCGCGCAGCUGAAGGGAGUCAACCGUUUCAUCUUGUGCUUUUGGGUGACUGAAAAUGGCGGUGCUUUUGAUAAUCUGCUGGUAUGGAAAGAGUAUCCCCGCGAGAAGCGGAGGAAGAUUUUAGAUGAGUAUCACGCCGCCGGCAUCGCUUUGAUGAUGGCUUAUGGAGGAGAUACUGAGGCCCCCGUAACCAGGGUCACUGAUCCUGUCAAGACCGCGACGGAUAUCGCUGCGUACGUCAAGGAGUACGAACUCGACGGAGUCGACGUCAACUAUGAAGAGCUCAGGGCAUUUUCACUGGGAACCGCGGAAGCUUGGGUGAUCAGCUUCCACAAGACACUUCGCUCGCUCCUCCCAAGGUCGUACCUGAUCUCCCAUGCUCCUGUCGCGCCGUGGUUUACUACAUCACCAAGUUGGCCCGGAGGGGGCUAUCUUACCGUCGACAAAGCGGUAGGAGAAGGAAUCGACUGGUACAACAUACAAUUCUACAACCAGCAAGACAAAAAUCGCUAUGACACGUGCGACAGCUUAUUUAACGCCGCCACAGACUGGGGAGCGGGGUCGGCCGUGUUUGAGAUACACACCAAAGGUGGAAUUUCUCUUGACAAGCUUGUUGUCGGGAAGCCGAUGUCUGCCAAAUAUCAGAUCUCAUCAGGUCUCAUGGAUUUUGCUACCCUGGGGAGCUGUGUCAAAGCAGCCAAGGCGAAGCAGUGGACGGGCGGUGUGAUGCUGUGGCAAAUGGACCCGGCCGAUCUACCUGCGAUAACGACCACCUUUACUGCGAUCAGGGGGGACUCUUGGCCAGUAUAG
Messenger RNA from Dioszegia hungarica, 1143 nucleotides. RefSeq names its product glycoside hydrolase family 18 protein. NCBI's taxonomy places the organism in Eukaryota, Fungi, Basidiomycota, Tremellomycetes, Tremellales, Bulleribasidiaceae. The transcript has 7 exons. Gene Ontology annotation, biological process: carbohydrate metabolic process. The record is from RefSeq and is a predicted model, not a curated record. The coding region runs from base 1 to 1143 and encodes 380 amino acids.